This is a messenger RNA of Postia placenta MAD-698-R-SB12, 1134 nucleotides long. RefSeq lists its product as hypothetical. Lineage: Eukaryota; Fungi; Basidiomycota; Agaricomycetes; Polyporales; Adustoporiaceae. The record is from RefSeq and is a predicted model, not a curated record. The coding region runs from base 1 to 1134 and encodes 377 amino acids. The transcript has 3 exons.
AUGUCCUCCCAGUCUUCAUCCCCCGCCAUGUCAGCCCCGGCCACACCGCCCAGCAUUGUCACGAAUGAGGUCACCGUUGUUUCCGGAGACUUCCUGCGUGCUGCGGAGCCGUCCAUUGUAUCGGGUGCGACGCAGCGCCGGGGCUCCGUCGCCGAUGCUGUGGGAAUCGAUCUGGACGCCAUCGGAAAGGGUGAGGCGCUCUACGAUUCGCAGAGUGUGGCCGGAAAGCUGACAAACGAGCAGCGGAAGCACGGAAAAUCAUGUCCGAAGAGCACAGAAUAUUGGGGUUCCGGCCACCACACGGGCAACCCCACAAAGCUCCCUGAUCCUGUGAAGUUAAAAGAGCUCGCUCGUCAGGACGCCGUCCGCAUCCUCGCCGAGCGGAAGACAAACGUUGAUCCGGAUUCACCGACAAAGGCAAACGGCAACGGUGUAGCGAAAGCAGCAAAGAUAUCCCCACCGGUUGGAGGCGUCAACCUUGCCACCAUCAGCGCAGCGGAAGCACGCACCCUCAUGUCGCACGAACACCGCGCUCUCGGAUUCCGUCCGCCACCGGGCUCGCUUGCGGCGGAGGCGCAGGCGGCCGCUGCCAAACACCCAGAGGGACCUGGGGUGUCGGUGGAUCCGGACACUCUGAAGGAAAUCGCACUACGAGACGCUGAGCGUAUCAAGGCAGAUCGGGAGCUCAAUAUAGUCAAUGAAGUGAACGUGAGCACGCUGGGUAAGGUGGGCGCAGAGCGUAUUGCGGAGGCGGAAGAGGAAGCUUUUGGCCGCUCACCUCCACCGGGCUCGCUGGCCGACGAGGCCAAGCGUGCAGCGAAUGCACACCCUGAAGGGGGUAGCUUCCCGGUCAUGGACGGAGACCCUGAACGGUUGGAAGAGGCAGCACGUCGUGACGCGCGGAGACUAGAAGCCGAGACACAGGGCGACAUAGAGAAGCCGAUGGAGAUCCGCGUGGAGGACGUUGCCGCUGUCACCAAUGGUGUAUGCGAGAUCAGUAUCGAUGGGGGCGGGAAACAGGAGAACCCCGAGAAGUACGCGAUGAAGAGCGGUGUCGGAAGCGUCCUCCGCCAGUCGACCAUGCAGCGCACGGAGACAGGCGACUCGGUGGAGAUCGUUGGGGACGUUCUCUGA